AUGCAAUGCAAAUUGUCGAACGGUGGCGAUGUACGAGAAGCGCGACGACGACGAGCUGGACUUCGAGUUCUGGACAACGUCUUGGCGGGCGCGAGUGGCGAGUGCGGAACCAACGUGUACGGCAACGACAGCACCCACGCCGGCCGGGAGGAGCGCUACGACCUCCCCUUAGAUCCCACCGAUGACUUCCACCACUACUCCAUCCUCUGGACCAGCGACCGCAUCAUCAAUAGCAAGUACUGUAGGAUCGAACUAGUACUGGACGAUGCAGCGCGUACCGUGGUGAUCUUGCUCGCUGCACGGGAGGGCCUCCUCCAUGAUGCAAAGGGAGCCGUCGGAUUCGAGCCCGGGGUGCAAGUGGAACUGGAAGCCCCCGCCACCAUUGGCGCCGGCCGUGGCGACACUAUCUUCGCCGCCGUGGAGAGCAUUGCAGAAGGCCGCGGGCGAGGAGCUGACGACGGGAGGGUAGAAGGGGCCUCCGUGGUGGUCCUGUACCGGAACGCCGUUGUUGCCGUCCGCCGGCGCCGCACCAUCCAUGUUAGGCGACACGUCCAGCAGCCAGUUGGCCAUGGCCACCACACCAUCAUCCAUGGUUUGGGAGACAAGGCGGCCGCCGGCCCGGAAGGGAAGCUGCGGACCGCGAUGUCCACGGCCGCCGCUUCGUUCUCCGCCUGGGCGGAGGCAGGAGCUAGCGCGGCGCUGGGGCACGCGGGGACGGUGGCUGCAGACCGUGCUGCGGCCUGCGGGUACGGGGUCACUGAUUGUAGCAGAUCUCAUGAGAGGCAAAUAAUCGAUACUGGUAUCACUACAGCUAGUUUCCAGACAGUGCUGUCAAUGUGA
This is a messenger RNA of Miscanthus lutarioriparius, 840 nucleotides long. Lineage: Eukaryota; Viridiplantae; Streptophyta; Magnoliopsida; Poales; Poaceae. The record is from the annotation of a GenBank genome assembly.